Coccomyxa subellipsoidea C-169 is the source of this 1842-nucleotide messenger RNA. RefSeq lists its product as hypothetical. Gene Ontology annotation, molecular function: lipid binding. Gene Ontology annotation, cellular component: endoplasmic reticulum. Lineage: Eukaryota; Viridiplantae; Chlorophyta; Trebouxiophyceae; Coccomyxaceae. The coding region runs from base 1 to 1842 and encodes 613 amino acids. The record is from RefSeq and is a predicted model, not a curated record. The transcript has 13 exons.
AUGUGGCUUGGGCUGCUGAUGGCACUUCUCCUGGUAGGCGCUCUGGGAUAUGUCGGCUGGGCCUGGAACGAGCGCAAAAGGAAGAGGGACGAGUUCCGCACCGCGCACAACUUGGAGCACAACAUCGAGCCUCGCUGCCUCGCUCGCAUCCUCGGAGAGGAUUACACGCCGUCCUGGGUGAAGUACCCAGACUAUGAGCGCAUGGGGUGGGUCAAUGACGUCAUCGUGCAGCUGUGGCCGCACGUGUCAUCGGCCGCGGCCGUCACCGUUCGCGACAUGGCCGACCCGAUACUUGCGCAGAACAAGCCCAAGUGGAUCAGCAGGAUAUCGCUUCACACCUUCACCCUGGGAGACAUCCCCCCGCGCGUCUCCGGCUGCAAGGUGUUUAGGCGGGAGGGCGUGCAGCAGGAGGUGCUGGUGGAGAUGGACUUCUCCUGGGCAGGCAACCAGAAAUUUCAGCUGCAGAUAAAUCCGCUGCCCAGGCUUCCAGUGCCGCUGGGAAUAGGGCAGUUCAUAUCGGAGUGGCUCGGCAUGCGCGUCGGGGUGAGCGAUAUCAAUCUGCACGGCCGCGUGCGCAUCAACAUGCGGCCCCUCAUGGCCAAACUGCCCAUCGUCGGAGGCGUUCAGGUGUCCUUGGUGGAUCCGCCGGACCUGUCAUACGCGCUGAUCCUGCAAGGCGGCGACAUCACUUUUCUCCCAGGGCUGGAGGUGUUUAUAAAUAGUCUGAUCAAGGACGUCAUCCUGCAGCCCUUCAUCUGGCCCCACGGCUACACCAUCCCACUCGCGCCGGGGGGCGGCCGCGAGAUGCCGGCGGGGAUCCUGUACGUGAAGGUGAUAGAGGCAGAACACGUCCCCAACAUGGACCUCUUUUCCAAAACGGACGCGUAUGUGGUUCUGUUUGUGCGCGGCCGCCGAAAGCGCAAGACCAAGAUCGCCUGGAACAGCCUGCACCCGCGGUGGUGCGAGGAAUUUGAGAUGUUGGUGCACGACCCGGAGCACCAGGAGCUGACAGCGGUGCUGUACAACCACUCCUCUUUUGGCGCGGACGAGGAGAUAGGGCGGGUCACAAUCCCCCUGCAGGAUUUACCCCCGGGGGAGGAAAAGGAUCUGUGGCUGGAGCUCGGCCCCCCGGCUGGCUCCAAGCGCGGCAAUCCCCUCAGCGCCGGCGUCCGGGCGGUGCGGACGGUUGGGCGCACAGUCGGCCACACAGUGACGAGCGUGGUGACGCUCGGGUGCCUGCAGAAGCGCGCAGAGCCGCCGCGGCUGCACCUGGAAGCCACCUUCUUCAAAGUGGGCGCCGAAGAAGUCAAGGCCAUCACGCGCGGAGAGUCCAGCCAGCAGGUGGAGGCAUCGGCAUCGGCUGCCGGGGGCGAGUCGGCCGCGGCGCGCAACCCGAGGGUCAUCAACAUGCUGCGCGGAGGAAUCCUGUACGUGAAGAUUGUCAAGUCCAUGCAGGAGACGGAGGACGGCAUCCCUGCCAGGGCCACGCAGGUGCGUGUGCGGGUGGGCAAUGAUGAGAAGAGGACUGCAGAGGCCGAGGGCAGAGAGAACCAAGACUGGGAGGAGAUAUUGGAGUUUGCAAUUGGUGGCGAUUUGGUGGACAAGCCUGAUGAGCAGAUUGAUGUGGAGGUGUGGGACUACCACUGGGUUAAUCGGCCGGGCAACCUCACCUGGGGCCCGGAGAUCGGGCAGCCGGAUUUUACGGGCGCCGGCUGGGUGGAGGUUCCUCUGAGGCAGGUCAUAGAGCGGCGUUCCAUGCACGAUGUGUGGCGGCUGAAUGAUGUCCCCUUCGGCUGCGUCGAAAUGGAUCUCCAGUGGCUGCCUGUGCUUGAGGAGUCCUGA